Messenger RNA from Phlebotomus papatasi, 1982 nucleotides. It is a transcript of the gene Tat, whose product is annotated as tyrosine aminotransferase. Gene Ontology annotation, biological process: biosynthetic process; aromatic amino acid metabolic process. Gene Ontology annotation, molecular function: L-tyrosine:2-oxoglutarate transaminase activity; pyridoxal phosphate binding. The record is from RefSeq and is a predicted model, not a curated record. The coding region runs from base 419 to 1759 and encodes 446 amino acids. NCBI's taxonomy places the organism in Eukaryota, Metazoa, Arthropoda, Insecta, Diptera, Psychodidae. The transcript has 4 exons.
AUUUUUCGCGACUCGAUCACCAGAUAAAAGCUCACCACUUUGAAAUCGCAACAAGUAGUUUCGUUGGAGAACUUGUCCAGUGAAGAAGACUAUUAUUAUUUUUUUUUAACUAUUCUUGGUGCGCAUUUUGUGGCAAUUUUUCAGCACAAUUUUUGGCCUAAAAGAAAUAUGCUUUUAUAGUUACAACCUUUACAACACAGAUCGUAAUUUAGACUCUUGCAGUUGCAUUCAAAAGUGAUGGUGUUAGUGAAAUAGGAAUUUUUAUGUGAAGACUUUUAGUGAUUAAUAUUUGACUAUUAGAUCAAUAGAAAAGUGUGAUAUUUAGAGUUUUUAUUGAGAGAGAGAGAGAAAAUUAAAAAAAAGACAUCCUAACUGGAAAAAUUGUUAGAUUAUCAUCUUCAAAGAUCCUUUAAAGGAUAUGGAGACUGAUCAUAUUAACAACAAUCACGAUAGGAUCGUUAAGAAAACAACAAAACCCUUGUCCAGUAAGAGGACUAAAUGGAAUCUCAAGAUCACAUCAUUUGCUGAAAGUACAGUAAAUCCUAUAAGAGCAAUUGUUGAUGGUCUCAAGUUCACUCCAAACCCAGAAAAGCAAUUAAUACCUUUGUCCAUUGGUGAUCCGACAACAUUCGGCAAUCUCCAACCAUGCCCCGAGAUCGUGGAACCAGUGAUUGAGAUGCUUCGCUUGAACCAGUGCAACGGCUAUGGACCAUCAACUGGACUCGUGGAGGCUCGUCGGGCGGUUGCUGAGUAUGAAGCGAGACAGAACGACGUUGGUCCCCUUACAGCAGAUGACAUAAUCCUUUGCAGUGGCUGCUCAUCAGCUCUUGAGCUUUGCAUUGCUGCACUGGCUGAUCGUGGCCAGAAUAUUCUCAUCCCUCGACCAGGUUUUUCAAUUUACCAAACACUCGCUCCUGGAUUUGGUGUUGGCCUCAGAAUGUAUGAUCUUCUGCCUGAACGGGGCUGGGAAAUCGAUCUGCUGCAUCUGGAAUCUCUUAUUGAUGAGAACACAGCUGCUCUCGUAGUUCUCAAUCCUAGCAAUCCCUGUGGCAGUGUCUUCAGCAAGAGUCACCUUCAGCAGAUCAUCAAAUUGGCUGAAAAGUACUAUUUGCCCAUUAUAGCAGAUGAGAUUUAUGAGCACAUGGUCUACCCGGGAAAAGUUUUCCACUCAGUGAGCUCUCUGUCCAAAAACGUACCCGUGCUGUCUUGUGGAGGCCUCACGAAGCGUUUUCUCGUACCUGGCUGGCGCAUGGGCUGGAUAACUAUUCAUGAUCGCCACAAUCUCUUUAAGAACGUUCGAACAGCGCUAAUGAAACUCAGUGCGAGGAUUCUAGGACCAAAUGCUGCAGUUCAAGGAGCAUUGCCGAGAAUUCUCACCGAAACACCUCAGUCAUUCUUUGACGAAACUGUUGCCAUUUUACAGAAACAUGCCACACUUGCCUAUGAAAUUCUGACCGAAGUGAGAGGACUAAGGCCAAUAAUGCCAGAUGGUGCAAUGUAUAUGAUGAUCAGGAUUGAUGUGGACAAUUUUCCUGAAUAUCCGACGGAUUUGCAUUUUGUCAAAGCUCUCGUGGAGGAACAGAGUAUUUUCUGUUUGCCCGGACAGUGUUUCGAAUAUCCAAACUACAUAAGGAUCGUCCUAACAGUUCCGGAAGAUCUACUCCGCGAAGCCUGUUUCAGAAUUGCCGAAUUCUGCGAGAAACACUUCAAGAUCGACGAAAGAAUUAUCCAGAAUGCAAUAAUUGACACAGUUAAUUGAGAUUCCGUCCAUGUUAUCUUUUUUAAAAAAAAAUCUCUCUCUUUUUGUACUUAAUGUUUAAUAUAUUUUCUCUAAAAUUUAUAGAUAAUGUCUAGUCUGACGUAACUUGCUUAUAUAAAAUUCUUGUACUUCAGAUUGUUAAAACAAUUUGUUUUUCUUUUGUAAUUAAGAAAAAAAACCACUCUGGAUGCAACGAAAAAAAUAUAAAGUCUCAUUAAUGAUA